AUGGCGUUCUCAAGACUCACCUCACCUCAUACAACAACAGGAAGAGUCCGAUCAUCAUCCUCCUCCUUGUUACCCAUAACAACGUAUCUAGUUUUGGCUUGUUUGUUUGUGUGUUGCUGUUUUACAACAAGUACGGAGGGAUUCCUUCCUGGUAUACCUGAUAAUUACUACACUUUAGGUGAUGCGGUCAAAAUUAAAACUAGAAAAUUAUCAAGUACUCAUGAUUUGGCCUUUGAUUUCUAUUCCGUUCCAUAUUGUAAACCAAAGGAAAUUAAGAAUAGCGUUGAGAAUUUAGGAGAAUAUUUAAUGGGAGAUCGUAUUCACAAUUCCGUCUACUCCGUUGAAUUUAUGAAAGAUAUUACUUGUAAACGAUUGUCUUCUAUUGACUGUAAAGAAUCCGAUGGGUCAUCAUGUGUGAGCACUGAAUGUCCAACAAAACUCACACCUGACGACAUCAAGAAUUUGAAAGAAAAGAUUGAUGAGGAUUAUUUGGCUCAAUUGGUUGUCGAUCAGCUUCCUUUUGCCAACUUACAAGGAUAUACCGCUUGUGGAAAUCCACCUCCAUCUGUAGAUGAUAUCAAAAGCCAGAAAAAGCUCACCAAAUACUCUCGUCCUGAUGGAUUCCCAGUUGGUUGCAAGGAGAAAAUAUCUUCCACUGACGGAACUGACAAGUACAAUUACUAUUUGAACAAUCAUCUUACAUUUGUAUUGUAUUAUCACACUAGAAAGAAUGGAAGAAAAGUUAUUGUUGGUGCUGAAGUUUAUCCAACAAGUGUUGAACACACUGCAGAUUCAUGUAAGGAUGGAAAGGGAUUACCUAGCGACAACGACAUUGACAGAUUGGUUAUUGAUGACAAAUUGUCAAAGGUAGAAUAUUCAUAUUCAGUGAUUUGGAAGGAAAGCGAUAUUGCAUGGGGAUCUAGAUUUGAUGCAUACAUUAACACUGAAGAUAAUCCUGAUGACUAUCGUAUUCACUGGUUCUCAAUCAUCAACUCUUUGCUCAUUGUUUUCUUCUUGACUGGUAUGGUCGGUAUGAUUAUGCUCAGAAUUCUCAGAAAAGAUAUCACUUUGUACAAUGAGAGAGAUGAAGAGGAUCCAGGUGACGAAACCGGUUGGAAACUUGUUCACGGAGACGUAUUCCGUACACCAAAGAAUUCAACUCUUCUUUCUCUUGCAGCUGGUGCUGGUAUUCAAGUAUUAGGAUGCUUGGUUGUUGCUCUCUUCUUCUCUUUAAUUGGAUUUAUUUCUCCUGAGAGCAGAGGUUCUCUUCCAACUGCAAUUAUGGUUUUGUUUGCAUUUAUGGGAAUUACAAAUGGUUAUGUCACUUUGAGACUUUACAAGAUGUUCCAAGGAAAGUCAUGGAAAACUGUUUCUCUCCUUGCUGCUUUUGCAUUCCCUGCCAUUCCAUUGUCUCUCUUCACAUUUAUUAACUUUUUGGUUUGGGCAUCUGUACACUCAACAUCUGCUCUUCCAUUCCUCUCAUUGCUUGAAAUAUUUGGUUUAUGGCUUGCUAUUUCUGUUCCACUUGUGGUUGUUGGUGGUUUCUUUGGAUUUAGAGCAAAGGAUAUCGAAGUACCAGUCAAGACCUUGCAAAUCCCAAGACAAAUCCCAGUUCAACCUGUCUAUAUGCAUCCUGUUAUUGCAGUUUUGAUGGGAGGAGUUUUACCAUUUGGUAGCGUUUUCAUUCAAUCCUACUUUAUUUUGAGCUCUAUUUGGUUGCACCAAUAUUACUAUCUUUUUGGAUUUUUGUUCGUCGUUUUCCUCAUUUUGAUUGCUACCUCUGCAGAAAUCAGUGUGGUAUUUGUUUACUUCCAAUUGUGCAAUGAGGAUUACCGUUGGUGGUGGAGAUCAUUCUUAUGCAGUGGAAGCUCUGCAUUGUAUCUUUUUAUUUACUCUGCAUUCUACUACUUUACUUCUCUAGAGAUUGACACAUUCAUGAUGGCUCUAUUCUACUUUGGAUAUUCAUCGAUUUUGUGCUAUUUCUUCUUUGUGUUGACAGGUGCAGUUGGUUUCUUCACUUCAUUGUGGUUUGUCAAGACCAUUUACGGUAGCAUUAAGGUUGAUUAA
Naegleria lovaniensis is the source of this 2067-nucleotide messenger RNA. RefSeq lists its product as uncharacterized. Lineage: Eukaryota; Heterolobosea; Eutetramitea; Acrasida; Naegleriidae. The record is from RefSeq and is a predicted model, not a curated record. Bases 1 to 2067 code for a protein of 688 amino acids. Gene Ontology annotation, biological process: protein localization to membrane. The transcript has a single exon. Gene Ontology annotation, cellular component: membrane.